This is a messenger RNA of Oldenlandia corymbosa var. corymbosa, 2715 nucleotides long. The record is from the annotation of a GenBank genome assembly. Lineage: Eukaryota; Viridiplantae; Streptophyta; Magnoliopsida; Gentianales; Rubiaceae.
GAAGAAUAUUGAAAAUUUUAUAUACAUAUAUUUUUCAAUAUAUAUAUGAUUUUAUAAACAUCAGUCCCUCUAUAAAAUCACAUAUCCAAUCUAAGUUAAAUAACAGCCAAUAAAAAAAAUCUUUUAAAGAAAAAAGAUGGCGACAAAUACCGCCGCUACCACCGCCGGAAAACACCAACUCCACACUCAAAGGUUGCUCCGCCGCACGUAUUUCAACCGGGCAUUCGCCGUCGUUUACUCACUGGCGCUCUUAGCCUUACUCUACCGACAGGCAUUGUCACUUGUGGGCCCCAUUUCCUUAGCUUCCAUUUCCAUGCUCAUUGCCGACCUCGUUCUCGUUUUCGUGUGGAUAGCUUCUCAGGCGUGUCGGAUGAAACUGAUUUCCCGCGAAGUUUAUGUGGAAAAUCUUCACAAAGUAAUCACUUCUAAGGAGGAUUUUCUGGGUCUGGAUAUUUUCAUUUGCACGGCUGACCCGUUUAAAGAGCCGCCUUUAAAUGUGGUGAACACGGCCUUGUCGGUGAUGGCUUAUGACUAUCCGCCGGAAAAGUUGUCAGUUUAUGUGUCCGACGACGGUGGGUCGGAGUUGACUUUGUUCGCUUUCAUGGAGGCUGCUAAAUUCGGAAGGUUUUGGUUGCCUUUUUGCAAGCGAAAUAACGUUAUGGAUAGGUGUCCUGAUGCUUACUUCAAGUUGAAUUAUUCUCCAAGUCCUGAGGCUCAAACCAUUAAGGAUAUGUAUGAGAAGAUGAGGAUGAAAAUAGAAAGCGUGAUGGAGAAAGGAAAGGUGACAGAUGAAUACAUCACCAGUGAAGAAGAGCUUCAAGCUUUUAGUCAAUGGAAAGAUGGAAUAUUUACUCGUCAACAGCACCCCUCUGUCAUUCAGGUUUUGUUGGAAGGUAGCAAGGAUAAAGACAUAGAAGGAAACCCCAUGCCCAACCUGGUUUACAUUUCAAGAGAGAAAAGCAAGGCCUCACCCCAUCAUUUCAAGGCUGGAGCCCUAAAUACCUUGCUUCGAGUAUCAGCAGUAAUGACGAAUGCACCAAUCAUACUCACUUUGGACUGUGACAUGUACUCAAACGACCCGAAAACAGCCCAAAGAGUGCUCUGCUUCAUAAUGGAUCCUCCAUAUCCCAAAUUAGGCUACAUACAGUUUCCUCAGAUUUAUCAUGGUUUGAACAAAGCUGACACAUAUGCAGCUGAGCUUAGGCAAAUUUUUCAGAUCAAUCCAAUGGGUUUAGAUGGCAUUCGCCACGUAAAUUAUGUUGGUACCGGAUGUUUUUUUAAUCGCCGGGUUUUCUUUGGUGGACCGUCAUCCUUAAUUCCAUUAGAGAUUCAAGAACUAAGGCCAGAUUAUGUUGUUAAACAACCCAUUAAGUCUGAACAAGUAAUGAACUUGGCGCAUCAGGUUGCCGGAUGCAACUAUGAUGAAGAUCACACUGAUUGGGGCUCAAAGAUUGGACUGAAAUAUGGAAGUGUGGUGGAGGAUUUCUACACGGGAUAUCGACUUCAAUGUGAGGGAUGGCAUUCUAUAUUUUACCAUCCUAAAAGACCUGCAUUUCUUGGUGAUGUACCAAUUUCCCUUCAUGAUUCUCUAAGCCAAAAUAAGCGAUGGGCUGUUGGACUUUUAGAAGUUGGUUUAUCAAAGUAUAGUCCUGUUACAUUUGGAGUGAAAGCCAUGGGGAUUUUUGCAGCUUCCACUUAUGCCCACUAUGCUUUGUGGCCCAUAUGGUCUAUUCCUAUAACCAUAUAUGCUUUCAUUCCGCAACUCAGCAUGCUGAACAAUAUUCCCGUUUUCCCAAAGGUAUCUGAUCCUUGGUUUUUCUUGUACUCAUUUCUAUUUUUGGGAGCAUAUGGACAACAAUUACUGGACUUCAUUUUAAGCCAAAGUACAAUCGGAAGGUGGUGGAGUGAUCAAAGAUUUUGGCUCUUAAGAGGGCUCACCUCUCACCUGUUUGCAACCUUUGAAGUCCUAACCAAGAGUCUAGGAAUCAAUAUUGCGACACAGGGAUUCAACGUGACAAGUAAAGUAAUAGAUGAUGAACAAGGGAAGAGGUAUGAUCAAGGGAUAUUCGAGUUCGGAGUGGCAUCGCCAAUGUUUGUGCCUAUGUCCAUGGCGGCAAUCCUCAACUUGGUUGCUUCCAUCUACGGUUUUCUGGUGAUCAAUUUUGAUGGCUUCUUCGCUCAAAUGUUUCUAGCUGGUUUUGGAGUGUUGAAUUCCUUACCAAUUCUUGAAGCCAUGAUAUUGAGAAGUGAUAAAGGAAGAAUGCCAACCAAAGUCACCAUCAUCUCGGCCUUUCUUGUUUUAGUUAUUUAUGGUGCUAGUUUACUUGUACUAUAGAUAUAGCCCUGUAGCUAGGUGCAUAGAGGAAGAGCUUUGAUUUGCUUUUGCAAAUAAAUAUUCAUUUGUACACUUUAAGUUUUACAUUGAAUUAAUUACUCCCUCUGUUCCAAAAUUAUUGUUCAGUUUGGGAUUUUACUUUUAGCAUAAUUUGAACUAGAAAUGAAAACCCAAACUGGACAAUAAUUAUGGGACGGAGGAGUACAUGUUUAUAAACCAUAUCUCAAUGAGGGUAUAAAACAUAAAUGAAGGUGAUAUUAUAAGAAUGUUUAUACUAAUUGGGAGAAAACAAUAAAUGUGAAAAUACGUUUUUAUAAGUUUUAUUUUUAAUUAGAAAAAAAUGAUAAAUAAAAUUCAAGAGAAAUCAAAUUUACUUUUUA